AUGACCUCCAGAUACAGAGUAGAAUAUGCUUUGAAAAAGCAUAAGAGAGACGAAUUCAUUGAGUGGAUCAAAUCGCUUUUAGCAGUGCCCUUUGUGCUCCAUGCUGAUUUGGAAAACUAUGAGGAAAUCUAUUCAAUACAAAAGGAGGCGGACAAGUUCCUCGAAAUGCACGAGCAGACUCUCGCCAAAACGUGCAAGGAGAGAUAUAUGGAAGUGUUCAUGGAUGUCGAGAAAUUGAUCGAUAGCACCCGCUACUUGGAUAGCUUCCACAGUGGCGAUGGCAUCUCUCGCUCUAGAUUACGGCAAUUGGUACCUUCAGUAGGAAGGUUUUUCACAAGAUUGCCAUUGAAGGAGGCGUUUGAGAUCGAGGAUACCAAGAAGCUGAUUUCCAGAAGACGUCUUGUGUCUCCUUCCUUCAAUGACGUGAGAUCCAUCCUCAACACGGCCCAGGUUUUAGCACUUACUUCACAGGCUGAAGAGGAUUCAAGAUUGAAACUCAUCACCUUUGACGGUGACGUUACGCUUUAUGAUGAUGGCAAGUCUCUAUUACAAUCUUCUCCUUUGGUCGACUGUCUAGUUGAGCUUUUGGCUCACGAUAUCUAUGUUGCAGUUGUUACUGCGGCAGGGUAUCCUGGAGAAUCGGGCGCUUUGGAAUAUCAUAAGAGAUUGCCUGGUCUUAUCGAAGUUUUGAGAACAACGGAUCAGCUUACAGACAAGCAGAAGAGCAACUUUUUGGUCAUGGGUGGUGAGUCGAACUACUUGUUCCGUUUUGACGUUGCGAAGGGAGGUUUACAAUUUAUCGAGGCCGAUGAAUGGUAUCUUCCGCUCAUGAGGGCCUGGGAUGCUGACAAGAUCGUCCACAUCAUGAACGCAUCCUUUGACCACUUGGUGCACUUGCAGAAGAAGUUCUCGUUGGAUGAUGAGAACAAAACUACAAUCAUUAGAAAGGAGCGUUCCCUUGGAAUCAUACCAACCAAUGGCUACAAAAUUCUGCGUGAGACACUUGAAGAAAUAGUGCUUUCUCUUCUGACUCGAUUGCACGACAUUCUCUACGGUGCCAGUCCAGCUUUGCCAGAUGAAAGCCACCACUUCACGUCUGUGGUUGCAGGUAACAACGAUAGCGAUUUGCGAGUUUGUGCUUUCAACGGUGGCUCUGAUGUCUGGGUGGACAUUGGAGAUAAAUCGCUCGGAGUUGAAGCUUUGCAGCAUUACUUAUGCAAGGACUCGGAUAUGCCGGUAAUCUCCAAGAGCGAGUCCUUGCACAUCGGCGAUCAAUUCGCAUCAGUGGGUGCAAACGACUUCAAAGCUAGACUCAGUGCUUGUACUGUUUGGAUUGCCAGCCCGAAGGAGACUGAAGAAAUUCUUUUCCAUCUCAUCGAAUUCUUGACUGGCGAAUCUACGUUGGCAAAUUAA
Molecule: messenger RNA, 1413 nt
Organism: Candidozyma duobushaemuli
Lineage: Eukaryota; Fungi; Ascomycota; Pichiomycetes; Serinales; Metschnikowiaceae
Gene: ISN1
Product: IMP 5'-nucleotidase
Exons: 1
Coding region: 1-1413 (470 amino acids)
Biological process (GO): nicotinic acid riboside biosynthetic process; nucleotide metabolic process; nicotinamide riboside biosynthetic process
Molecular function (GO): magnesium ion binding
Source: RefSeq, a predicted model, not a curated record